GAGCUGCUUCCGCCUGUUCAGAGCCAAUGACAAUGAAGCAUGGGUGGGACGUAGUCGUGUGGGCGGAGUCAACUCCAGGGUUCUUCUGUUGCCAACUUCUUGUCGCCAUUCAUUUUUUUUUAGCCCACACGCUUGAGGCAAACCACAAGGAAAGAGGCCCUCUAAACGUAAUGAAACGCACGUAAAAUAUGAGGAGAGAGAUCGCAGCAGUGGUGUUCUUCCUGAAGAGGCUCGUGAAAAAGGGGGAGAAGUUGGACUCGCACAAGAUCGAGCUGUUUGUCGAGAGGCUGGCGGUUGCUUUGCAGGAGAAAUUCAAGGGGCACUGGUACCCCGAGAAGCCCAGCAAAGGACAGGCAUACAGGUGUAUCCGCGUGAACAGGGUACACAGGCAGGAUCCAGAGCUCCUUCGGGCCUGUCGGGAGAGCGGGGUCCAGUACGGUGACCUGGGACUGCCUCGUGAAUUCACACUGUGGGUGGACCCCGGGGAGGUUUGUUGCAGGUAUGGAGAGCAGAAUCCGUGCUUCUCAGUUGCCACUUUCUCUAAUGACGAUGAGAACGACAAAGACGUUGCAAAGAAGGUGACCAGCGCUCUGGAAAGGGUGACGUCAGACUACCACUCGGGUUCUUCUUCUGAUGAGGAGAGCACGCGUACUUCCCCCCUCACCAUCCCCAAUGGCGGCUACACUUACCAGGCGAUGAAUCCAGCUGCUCCUUCGUGGCAUCCCAAAAAGAUGGUGCCAGGGAAAGAUCACGUCCUUCCACGCCCUCACUACGGCUACAGGCCUCGCAGCAGAGCCCCCCACACUUUGAGGCAGAAUUUGUGGGUCCCUCCUCUCUAUAGGGCCGGGCCUGGAUACUGGGACACCAACCAAAAUUUGGCACAUUGUUACAGUUAAGAAUCAUGGUGCUUAUUGUUCACACUGGACAUUAAACCUAAAGAAAACUUUAAGAUGACAGACCAAUGUUUUUUGUUCUUUUUUUUUAAAAAAUGAAUUUUUAUAGAUUAAAUAUUGGUGGUUUUGGACAGAGUCUUUUUUGCACUUUAGAUUAUUUGUGGUAGUUUGAAUAAAUCACUUGUAUUAAAUUAGAUGUUGGAAUUUGAAUACUACACGUGUAGUCUUGAAGUACUGUAUUUUUACUAUGGGAGACGUUCAUAUAUGCCACCUACUGUCCUUUGUGAUAAAAUGUUUUAUUUAUUCAUAGUGAAGAAUUGUCACAUGUAUAGACUUAAAUCUAUGGAGUUUUAUUAAACAUUUCCAAGCAUCACGA
This is a messenger RNA of Mugil cephalus (flathead mullet), 1269 nucleotides long. RefSeq names its product B-cell translocation gene 3 (gene btg3). The coding region runs from base 189 to 896 and encodes 235 amino acids. Gene Ontology annotation, biological process: negative regulation of cell population proliferation; negative regulation of mitotic cell cycle. The record is from RefSeq and is a predicted model, not a curated record. Gene Ontology annotation, cellular component: cytoplasm; nucleus. NCBI's taxonomy places the organism in Eukaryota, Metazoa, Chordata, Actinopteri, Mugiliformes, Mugilidae. The transcript is spliced from 5 exons.